AUUGGUUUGACAAAAUAAAACAAAGCAUGUUAUUGACGAGAGGUUUUAAAGUAGUUAACGCGAUGCGGAAGAGACCAUUAUUGUUUAACUCGAUGGUGUACGGUUUCUUCUACACGAGUGCCGAGUUUAUCCGACAGAGUUUCAGUAAGACGUCCAAGUCGACGCAACAGAACAUCGAAGAACAUGAUGAUUUCGCCGGUACUAAGGGGCCUAUAUUGAUGCAGAUACAAGAAAUUUGCGAGAUUUUAGAUCUUGUAGAUGAAAAGAAUGAUGCUGCUGUGCGAUCAACGGUUUAUAACUGGCCGCAGUUGAAGAGAUACGCCGUUUACGGUUGUUUGUUAGCGGGGCCUGUGUUACACGGAUGGUACAAGUGGCUCGACACGUUUUACAGCGGCAAGUCCACGAGGAUCGUGCUGAAGAAGCUCUUUGCGGAUCAAUUUGUCUUUACACCGCCGCUAAUCGUCUUGUUCUUUACUAGUAUGAGUCUGAUGGAAGCCAAGUCGGACAUUCUCAAGGAAUGCAGAAUGAAGUUUUUACACACCUUUCAGACCUCCUGUGGAUUUUGGUUGCCGGUGCAACUUGUGAAUUUUCUGCUAGUUCCGACAUCCUUACGAGUGACAUAUGUCAGCGUUGCCAGUUUCUGCUGGGUCAAUAUCUUGUGUUAUUUAAAGAAUGUGUCAGUCGUCGAAUACAUCGAGGACAAGGAUGAACGGUGAAAUUUCACGUUACGUAUAUAUACAUAUGCAUGUAAAGAAAAAGAAGAUAAUAGUAAAUCCAAGUAAUAUUAAAUAUAA
Messenger RNA from Odontomachus brunneus, 794 nucleotides. Its product is annotated as PXMP2/4 family protein 4. Bases 27 to 716 code for a protein of 229 amino acids. The transcript is spliced from 5 exons. The record is from RefSeq and is a predicted model, not a curated record. Gene Ontology annotation, cellular component: cytoplasm; membrane. Lineage: Eukaryota; Metazoa; Arthropoda; Insecta; Hymenoptera; Formicidae.